Molecule: messenger RNA, 2912 nt
Organism: Temnothorax curvispinosus
Lineage: Eukaryota; Metazoa; Arthropoda; Insecta; Hymenoptera; Formicidae
Product: leucine-rich repeat and guanylate kinase domain-containing protein-like
Exons: 13
Coding region: 359-2896 (845 amino acids)
Cellular component (GO): cytoplasm
Molecular function (GO): cytoskeletal motor activity; protein binding
Source: RefSeq, a predicted model, not a curated record
AACUUAUAUUUUAUCUUUUCCUAAUUCUUAGAACUAAUUAAAAAAGAUAAAAUAGUCUAAUAUUCUUAAAUCGAGAUUAAAAUUAAUCUACAUUCUUUUUUCAUCCUUCAUUCUUCACUCGAUCAUUUUCUAAUGUCUGUUUCUAUCAAUAUAGAUUAAAGUUAAUCCUUUUUUUAGAGGUCCUCUAAUCAGAAUCUAGACUAGAUUUGAGAUUCGAUCGCCCUUUAUGUAUUAAGAAUUAUUACUCAAUCUGUUCUAAAUAAUCCAAGACUUCGUUGACAAUGUUAACUAUCUUCGGUUCUCUAUUCAGAUAUCGAUAUAUUAUGUGAUCAAAAAGUAUACAGUGAGUUUUAAAGAAAUGGCAGGAACAAUAGCUGGUAAAGAGAUGCUUGAAAACACUCCGGAUGCCAAACGUGUUCCAUAUGAAAGAUCGAAGGACAAUUCUGUGGCAAGGUCUCAAUUAACGCCAGCUAUUUCUGCUGCAGGGAUUUGCUCCGGAUGGAAGCCCUCUCCUCUUCAGGAGCAAAAGCAACAAAUUAUCGAUAGCGACUGGGGAGGAUACGCCUUGGAUCUGGAUUUAUGGGAGGACAGCAAAUCGCCCGUGGUUCAGAUAAGGCCGGAUGAGGUGUCGUUGGACGAUAAGGAGAGCUCUGGCUUUCUGUCUGACAGAUUGAUAGGCAUCGGAUCAUCUUUCCUGGCGAGAUCGCCCGAAAACGGUCUCUAUAUUCUCAGCAAAUGUAUCCUGAAAAAUAGGGGUCUCACGGACAUUGUCAUGCUGCGACAUCAUCGGCACUUACAAUAUAUUAACGUCGCCAGUAAUAACAUAUCAUGUUUGUCGCCUCUGAGCGGCCUCCGAUGUUUAAUGUAUUUAAACGCGUCGCACAAUCAAAUUGACCGUGUAUCGAACUUUGUGCCUCCUUGGUACCUCACUUACGUAAAUUUAUCUUACAAUCAUAUGACGGACAUCGGCGACUUGAGAAACUGUUGGAGCAUCGUCAGAUUAAAUUUGUCUCACAACAAUCUGGAGAUCAUCUCUGGCCUGGAAAAUUUGAAACAUCUACGGUACUUAAACUUGUCCUACAAUCUCAUCGAAUGUAUCGAAAACUUGGACGGUCUGAAUAUACGAGAAUUAAAUUUAGAAGGCAACUGCAUAACGUCUUUCAGAUCCUCUACGCCCGGCCAUGGCAUAAAUACGUUGCUGAAUUUGCGAACAAUUCUCCUGGGACACAAUAGAUUGUCGACUUUGGGCUUCUUCAAGGACGCAUACAGUUUACGCUUCGUAGAUCUAAAGUUCAAUAGAAUCACCGAUCUGUUGGAGGUAUUCAACUUGAAGGGCUCGAUAUUCGAGGUCGAUUUUAGGGGUAACACCUGCACGAAGUGGCCCAAUUAUCGAAAUGUAUUGAUAUCUUCCAUACCAAGCGUUAAAUUUAUUGACGGCGUCGAGGUGUUUCCGGAAGAAAAGGUGACAUCAACGAUGCUGUUUGCCUCGCCAUUGGAUUUAAUAGCUGCCCGUAAAGUAGCAAAAUUAACGCUACUGGAGCAGUUAAACAUCAGCAAAGUGGACGCUCACGUUCAACCGUACGACGAAAUCAGCCCUCCUCUGAUGAUACUCACAGGACCAUCGGCGCUGAAGAAAAUGGCAUUGGCCUUGCAUGUGGCUCAAACAAUUCCCGACAAAAUAAAAUACUGCCGUUGGCAUACCACGAAAGAGAUAUGCGAAAACGAUGACGAACGUAAAGCUCAUAUUCCUGUAAACAGAGAAGAGUUUAACGAUAUGGCGCGGCGUGGCGAGUUUUUGGUAAUCCUGGACCUCUUAGAUGUAAAUCAGAUCAGUCCAUUAAUAUCUGAACGCAAAAUUGGGCUCACUCAAAUGAAUCUGUACGCAGUUACGGAAAUUUCUAAACGAUAUCCGAAUGUGAAGGCGAUCUUGAUGUUCACGCAUAGUGUCAAUCUCCACAGGGACUGGAUACGAGAAAAAUUUGACGUUUACACGUGGAUUAAAGACAGUGUGGAAAAUUUGUUGGCUGUUAAAAUAGGCAAGCAUCGGGAGGAAGAAACGGAGACCGCUAGUUGUAUAUUAAGUUUUAUCGAAGAAAUUCUGGAUGAGAUAAUGUGCCGUCUAGAAUUUCCAAUUUACUGCAUCUCCGUGAGACCGCAAGGAAACGGGUCGACAACAACUGACAUUAUAUUGCAAAGCAAAACGAUGCUACCGAAGGUCGUACUACGAAGGAGCGAGGUAGUGUCGCUGGAAAAGAAACGUAUUACGUUGACAGAAGCGAGAAAUGGAAAAUUGUUUGAUCGAUUUUCGUCUGAAGAAAAAAGGAGAACGACAGGAGAAUUAAAAGUGUUAUUGGAUGAAGAAUCGAAUAUUAUUGUUGAUGAUGAAGAGACGAAACGCGAAGAGCGCAAGUCGAAGAUGUUGCUGCGUCGAACUACGUUGGUGACGAACAUGUCUAACCAUUUCGAUGACGAUGAUCUCGGCGAAUCGACGUCUUCCGAAGAAGCAACGGAAAAUCAUGAAGAAAGACUAACGCAUGAAGAAAAAACAGAGGCAUUAAAAAAUACCUAUGUCGAACUUGUAAUAAAAAGCAGGAAAUUGUAUUUGGAUUAUCACGAAAGUCAUCCUGGCUUUUUUAUUUUAGUGUUGCUUAUGGAUAAUUAUACAAAAGCUUUUGACUCAUUAAUUGAUUUCAUUCAUGAGUCAUAUACGAGUUUGCCUUAUAGGAAGUCAAUCUUUUUAUCAGAAAUACAGCAUUUUAGGCAUACGGUAAUUCCCAUCAUGCUUGAAAAUAUUGUUGAUGAAAUCAGAGAAAAUUUAUCAAUAUCUAAACUCCAACGCAGAAGACUAUUAAAAUUGCAGGAAAUCGAUUGUCCUCAAAAUAAUGAUCGUGAUUAACAUUAACAAAGCAAAU